Messenger RNA from Exaiptasia diaphana, 6841 nucleotides. RefSeq names its product terminal nucleotidyltransferase 4A. The record is from RefSeq and is a predicted model, not a curated record. Gene Ontology annotation, cellular component: nucleolus; TRAMP complex. The coding region runs from base 100 to 2163 and encodes 687 amino acids. Gene Ontology annotation, biological process: RNA 3'-end processing. The transcript has 11 exons. Gene Ontology annotation, molecular function: poly(A) RNA polymerase activity; mRNA binding. NCBI's taxonomy places the organism in Eukaryota, Metazoa, Cnidaria, Anthozoa, Actiniaria, Aiptasiidae.
CUGAAUGAAGGAGUUUGCAAGUGAACUGAACACUCUCUUGGUUUUAAAAUAGUUUUUGUGAGAAAAAGCGAGAAUAAUUGGUCUCAUUUUAACGCUUGGAUGUUUUGCACAAUGACUAUGGACCCGAGAAAUGGUUGGACUCAGCCAGAACAGCAAGGUCCGUCACAUAAAACUUGGUCUAGCAUUAUUGACACUAACAACUCGACUACAACGAACAGUAAAUCCUCAGACUACAUCCCUUUGAGUGCAACAACAGUCGUCAAAAAUAUGUUAAACAAUGACAAAACUUAUGGAGGUAAAAGAAAAAGGACUGACAAUCUUGCUAGCACACGAGGAGUUGAUGUAGGAGAGCUGUCCUCUGAAGAAAUGGUUCCAUGGAAGCCGAAAGGCCAUAACUAUCCUGACGGAGUGGUUGGUCUUCAUGAAGAAAUUUUACAUUUUUAUGAGUUCAUGAAGCCAAGACCUGCCGAGCAAAACAUGAGAAGAGACGUUGGGAAUCGUGUUCAAGAAGUUAUAGUACGAUUAUGGCCAACAGCAAMGGUUGAAGUCUAUGGCAGUUUUAAAACCAAUUUAUUUUUACCAACGAGUGAUAUCGAUCUAGUUGUUUUUGGAAAAUGGGAAAGACUGCCGUUGUGGACUCUAGAAAAAGCAUUACAAGCGAACAAGAUCGCUGAACCCAAUUCGAUUAAAGUUUUAGACAAAGCAUCGGUCCCUAUCAUAAAGCUUACAGAUGAAAAAACACAAGUUAAAAUAGACAUCAGCUUUAAUGUUUCUGCAGGACUGAAUGCUGCUGAAUUUGUUAGAAACAAUAUAGAGACAUAUGAAUGCCUUCCACCAUUGGUUCUUGUACUGAAGCAGUUUUUACUUCAACGUGAUCUAAAUGAAGUGUUCACUGGUGGUGUCAGUUCCUACAGCCUUAUCCUUAUGGUCAUCAGCUUUUUCCAGCACCACGAAAGGGGUGAUGGUAGGAGUAUUGAGAAAAGCAAUCUGGGUGUUUUAUUGAUAGAGUUUUUUGAGCURUAUGGAGUUAACUUCAACUAUGCCAAUGCUGGUAUACGUGUUAGAGAUGGAGGAUCCUACUUCAACAAGCAAGAGGUUUUGAAUGAUUUGGAUGAUGGCUACAAUGCAUCACUCUGUAUUGAAGAUCCAUUUACAGAAGGAAAUUACAUGGGCAAAAGCUCAUAUAAUUUCAUGCAAGCAAUAUCUGCAUUUCAAUAUGCUUAUCUGGUUUUGAACAGAGCUUCCUGCUCUCCUAACCCUACCGGUGAGGGAAAUGAAAAGCACAGCCUUCUUAGUCGAAUCAUACGAGUAACUGAAGAAGUUGUGCAGUACAGAGAGUGGGUUGAAAGUAAAUGGGGAGAAGUAAACCUCCUCCCUUGCUCCAUCCACCAACAACCAGUAAARACACCCACUUAUGCAACCGUAGCAACACGACAUGUACCAAUGGACAGGUCACAUGACAGUGGUCUUCUAAAGAAUAGAGUCAGACCACUUUCGAGAUCACAAUCAAAUGUUGAGUUUUUCGUAUCACAGUAUCGCCAAGAGGAUCAACAGAAUUCUGUAAUCGCAAGACCAAGUAGUUCAGAUUCCUUGGUCGCUUUGAGUAGUGGUCUCACUAUAGACCUAUCAAAUGACCUUUCCCUUUCUAAUUAUAAAGACUCARCAUUAGUWGACAGUCCAACGGCUGCAGCACCAUCUAAGAGGAGUAAAGAUWGUGAAUUUUUACCUACGAGAACAGAAAAUAUAGUCGAGUGUUCUACAGGAGAAUAUAAGUCUCCUGGAUUGACAAGCUCACAUGUAAAGGACACAGACAAAAAGAGUAGUGUUGUGGAUACUGUUGGGAAGCCAAAUGGGUUGAUUGUGGAAUCCAAGGGAACUAAUCAUGUGCAGCAAGAUAAGAAGACCAACAGCAAGGGUUCAGUUCCGCUUGAUAGUUCAACAACUGCAAAGACAUCACCUACAAAUGGUAACUUAGUCCCUUCCAAGCCAGACAAACUCAAAACAACAAAUACCAAUACACAAAGCAACCCAUCGCCAACAAACAAUAAUAUCCACAAUAACAACAACAAUAAUAACAACUCAAUCACGCCAAACUCUAUCAAAAUGCCCGAAAGUCCAACAAAAUCGAAAAGGRRCAAGAGGAAAAAGUCAGCAAAAAAAUGAGGUUGGCACAUUCAUUGUAUCACCAGUUACACUCCGUGAGUGAAUCCAGUAUUUCCAUGACGACGGAAAAAUCAAUCACCAAAAACACCUCRAAYRCUAUAAAAUUUCAUUCUCACUUACAUCACAACAAGGCAUCAAAUGACCUCACUAGCGCCUUGUCAGAUAUAGCUAUUUUUAUUGUACAAUGUAGAAUAAUUAUUAUUUUGAACAAAUUAUAUUAUGUAAAAAUAUACAACAAAGUGGAUGACUUUUUAUGAUUGUCGCUGCCUUGGUAGAUAUCCUUUUCUAGCUGUUAUUCAAAUUUCCAAACUGACGACUUUAUGUGGGAGGGUUAUAUAUGAUAAUGUAAUAAUUACAGCAAAUCAUUUUAUAUAAAAAAAAGUCUAGUGGGCUUAGAAAAAGACUGAUGAGAUCUGAAAAAUCCAUAUAUUAUUAGUCUGUAGAUGUAAGAACUCUCAAAUUCGUAUUUAUGUAUUAUAUUUCUUUGGUUUCCUCUGAAUUUUGAAAUGAUAUUUUAGCAAUUUGACUUGGGUUAAAGUGUGUCAAAUAGUCAGUAUUCAGGUUAAUCACCAGUUCAGAACAAAUUCUUUCUUCAGACACCAAAAUCUCCAGUCAAAACACGUUUCAGACUGCUGUAAUUAAUAGAAUGGAAUUCAUUGUAGAUACAUAGCUAUUCAAUCAUAUUUUCUCAUAGUUUAAUAUAUGUACUGCAUCUUCAGAAAUGAUAGUAAUAUUUGCUGAAACCUGUUUAAUUCUGGUUUAAUUAUAUUUGCCUUCAACUUUUAAAAAGCAUUUUUAAAUAUUCUUGAUACUGUCGCCAUUGACAUCAAUAUAUGCAGACGGUCUAAUCAUUUUGACUCAUAUCACAACAUAUGUAGAGAAAACACAUGAGCUUGAGUACAAUUUGGAAUUGAUAGACACGAGUAAUGUUUUGAAAGUUCUUUGUACUCACAUCAGCCCGAGAAGGAUUAUUGUAAUUGUUACAAAGUCUUAUUAAGCAUUGUUUUCAUUGCUACACAAACAGCAAAGUGAAAUUUGAAAUAGAAUGUCGUCAAUUGACAAAUUGUUUAUUUUGGCUGUAAAUUUUCACUAUAGGCUAGUUGUAUAGCCAUGCAAAUGAUGGUCAUUAAGUGCUCACACUAAAUAUUCUGACAUUAAGUGGCAUUUUUUAAAAUUAAGAUUAAAUGAGAAAUCCUWUGUUUUCUUCUUGUUUCAUUUGAUUUAUCUUUGAUUACUAUUUAUUUAGUACUAUUUAUUACAAGGAUUUAGUGCGAGUACUCCAGCUAAGCACAUAAUAUCCUAAAUAUCAUAUGAAAUAUAUACCAGACAAUAGUUAUCUUUAAUAUAACCGAACACAUUUCUCACUUACAAGAGUCAUUGAGUUUUUGUAAGUUUGCAGUAUGCUACCAAUCACUAUUUCCUCUUAUAGUUAAACUAUUAACCUGCCUAACAUGAGAAUGUAUGACAUGUUAACCGCUCUGCAGAAACCACAUAUUGUGACCUUACUUUGUGGUUCAUCAGUAGAGCUUAUCUUACUAUAAACAUAUCCAUUAUAACAGAGAAUUAUUUUAAUAUAAGCCAACAAAUUAUCUCUAUACAAAAAAAAUCAUAGACCUUUCUUGUCUUUUAAGAGAAAUUUAUACUUGAAAGAGAUUGAAAAAUAUUUGAAUAUUGGGUAUUUUCACAGUCUUUGGAAACUAUUUGAUAUAAGAGUAGACUAUUAUCAUGAUAAUAAUUGUUGAAUUCCAACUAUUCUAUCCAAAUAUGGAGGACAAYGACAACCUGUGCCAUUAUCCUCAAUUCCAGUUWUCUCCAACCCAGCUUWGAAUUGGGUUCAAAAUAUUAGACUGGGCAAAAAAUAAUAGGAACAUUUUUUAAACGUUGAGUUCCAACUAUGCUGUAAUAUGCAGUCUAGGUAUAUCUAACUACUUAAAAGAAAUAUUUCUUGUGUUGAAUGCAGAGAAAGAGAAAGUAAAAACAUUUUGGACAUGUAUGUUUUCGUUCUCAUUAUCCUUUAGUAAAAAAAAUAUUUCUUGAUUUUGUUCACACUCUUUAAUACGAAUACAUUUUCUGUAAAAAAACUAAAGCUAUAUAUAAAUUAUUUUGUGAUUCAAAAAAAAUUAUUUUUCCUGGAUUUUUACACUUUGCUUUUCUUAAUCAUAAAUUGUUCUCGUUAAUGUUCCAUUAUUAUAGCUUUUUCCUUGAGGUUUUAUUUAAUAAAAUAUGUCUGUGUAUARAUACUUGUCGCCAUAAAAUUUUGAUUUAAACAAUUCAAUGACAGCACAAUUAGAUGUAGCAACAUGGAGUGGGAAAUGCUAAGUAGAAACUURCCAAAUAUAGCCYGUGUAGYGGCUCUAGGGGAAGGGGGAAAGGGGAGGGGAGAAAACACCACAACCCCCCUCCCCUAGAGCCACUACAUGGUCUAUGCCAAAUAGUGCUAAAUAAUGUACCUAGUAGUUUGCAAGUUCUCAUAAUUGGAGCAAUAAAACAAUGCUCAUUGCUUCCUCAUUCUUAAAUCCUAUAAUUGUKUUCUUUUAUUUAACAAAAGCUARUAAACCAAUCGGAUAAGAUCUUGCAAAACCAUGAAGGGCUACCUGAAUACUUAGAGAGUAGCAAGUUGAGAAGAUGCUACACUAAACAGCAUUUUUUUUCAUAUUUCACUUAACCAUUUUCCACCCCAUGCACGUCAUUGUAUGUCAGGUCAUUAAUUAAUUGGUAAAUAUAUUGAAGUAUUUGCACAGGCAUUUUAUGCUUGAUAAUACGUCACAGACCAGUUUUUACCAUUUUGUUCAAUACAAAGGGACCAUCAAUGAAUGUUCCUUUGUUUGACUGAUAGUUGUUGAUAGUAUUAUAAAUUGUUAUCGUUGUCAAAAACUUUAUGUUCUACUACAUGCGGGACUUGUGUAGAAAUUGUUGUAUAUUGUUCAAUCAGAUAUUAUAUAAUUGUUAUUUCAUUGUURUGAUAUAAUAUUAUUAUUGAUGUUUGUUAUCUUACUGACAUGUUUGUCUUAUGGUUUGACUAUCAUUGCAGUUGUUCCUGGUAUUGCUUGUUUUGUUAUUAGAGYGACUUUCAUUUGACAGACAGUGCACUUAUAUAGUGUCUUUUAAUUGGUAAACAACAAAAACAAAAAGCGUCAGAGUCUGCUGAAUAGACACAUUACACACUAACUUGAAUGAUUACAAAACAAUGCAUGGCUUCAGUUCAACGCUGGAGUUUUUGACAAAAGAUAAAACACUAGUCUCUACUUGAAGCCAUUGUGGUUGGUAUAGGUCAAUUGAAUCAGAUGCACUUAAUCUGUGAAACAUAAACAUUACAAAAUAGUACAACUAUAAUUAUGCUUAAUAUUCCUUUUUUAUCAUUUAAUCAACACUAUUUAGUAGUAAUUAGAAAUAUUUGUUUCACAGGUGUAUCUCAUGCCCAGAGCCUGUGUAACUUUUGGUCAAUGACAAAAAACUUKCUGCAGACCAAAAGUAACACGGCCUCUGGGUAUGAUUGAGAUUUAGUGUGUCCAGUCUACCACUAACUAUAUAAGGCUUUCUAACCUUUCAUGGUCAAAUGAAAGAAACUCUAUUAGAGCACAGACACUAGAAGUGCACAAUGUUUAUCACUGUUUCUAACUACUACAUUUACUAGGAUGAUUAGAAAAUCAUUUUAUGGAUGCACUGCUGUACCUAUUACACUUGACAUUGUUUUGUAGGGUUUGAAUUCAUAAUCAUCUGUUUUACAGUGUGCUUUACACUAAAACAGACCUUGAAGGAGCAUCAUUUUGGUAUAUUUAUUUUGGAUUGGGUAAUAAGAGUCUAUUUUUGUAGAGGGGGUCCUGAAGUCAAUGUGCAGCAGUGCCAUUUUGUGAAGCAAGGCAUGAUGGUAGUUGUAGUCCUCACAAUUAUAUCAGUAUAGUCCCUAGAAUAUCUCCUUAAAAGAUUUAUUAAUAAUGCUUUCUUUAUUGAAACAGCAAAACAACAUUUUUUUUUCCUUAGGAAAAUCAAACAUUUUAGAAGGGGUGUUUUAUUGGAAACUAAAAAGUACAAGGUCGACAUCAACUACCAUCAUGCUUUUCUGUGCAAAAUGCUGCUGCUGCACAUUGCCUAUUGCGGGUUUUGAUUGACAUUUGGAUUUUGGAGGGAGGGGUGAUGUUUUUAUUUAGUAUUCACAAGUUUUAGUGUUUGCAAUUAAGUGUAGUCAUCAUAAGCAUGACAAAUCAAUUUCCUAUAUAGUUCAAGAAAGUGUUGAUUAAUUAAGCAAUCWAAAAUAAGGGACGGUUCACACUACAACAUAAACAUAAGCACAAGGGAAAUUGCUAUGUUGAACCAUAGAAAGCAUAAGCAGAAACAUAAGGAAAUACAAACUUUUCCUAUUUGUUAUGCUUCUUCUGCUUAUGYUAAGAAAUCAUGGUUGUGAACCYGCAAAACGUAAGCUUAAGCUCAUCCUUAUGUCAAAUGUGACCCAUCUGCUUACGUCGUAGUGUUAAUCGGCUCUAAAGGAUCCUUGCUAUGUAAUGAAAAYUAGUAUUACUGUAAUAGGUAUAAUCAGACAAACAUGUCAGUAUGACAACCUAAUGUAAAUAGUGUACAUUGUAAGCAGCUUUUGAUAAAGUUCUCUUAAAAAUGUAAAAAAAAAAUAUCAAAACCAAAAAAAUAUAUAUAAUAGCUAAAUAAACUAAAAGCAUAUUGAUAA